Messenger RNA from Moneuplotes crassus, 760 nucleotides. NCBI's taxonomy places the organism in Eukaryota, Ciliophora, Spirotrichea, Euplotida, Euplotidae. The record is from the annotation of a GenBank genome assembly.
CCUCUGUCACCAAUUUUCUCUAGUAAUGACAGUAAAAUGAUUGAAUAAAAUUUAUGAAUCUCGUAAUGGUAAUUUCCCUCCCUCCAAUCUGAAGGAGGGAGCAUAGUACAAACCUAGAAUGUAGUUACAAAGGAGAUUAACCUAGCCUCCACUCUCUAUGACACCUACAGUAUUUUAAGACCAUUUGAAAGUAAGGCUUAAACUUCAAGAAUUAGUGUAGAAGAGCUUUCUGGACAGUAAACAGAAUACUUGAUUAUGUAUGAUUUUGGUUACAAAUUUCUGAUGGCUUGAUCUUUACUUGGUCCUCAGCUUUCGAAUUCAUUUGAAGAUUGAUAAAGAAGAGCCGGGAUUACUUUCUUCUGGAAGGUACCUUCUUCUAUUGAUGUUUUGAGUUGAACAUUUGAUAUUUAUGGCAUCUCAGCUUCCUUUUGAUUUCGCUUCUUGUUCUAAUUAUUUUAGUUCAGAAUUUUUGAAAUUUUGCUUGCAAGCUUGAAACUUUAAAUGAAGUUAAUCCAAACUGGCUUAUUGGUGCUUGUAAUCAGCUUUGAGAGUCAUUAUAACAAAAUUGCUCGAAUAACUUGAAAGAAGCACAGCAGGCUUAGUUAUUAUAUUUCUUGUUGCCAAAGUUCUAACCCUUAUUUUAGAUUAUCACGAACAGUAAUAUAUGGAUCUGGGUAGCUGUACAUUAUCUUUCUCACAACACUUAAAGUGAUCAGUAUGAUUGGUGUGAAGCACUUUGGCAUGAUCAGAAAUUUCUGAC